Messenger RNA from Penicillium subrubescens, 980 nucleotides. RefSeq names its product CSL family zinc fnger-containing protein (gene dph3). Gene Ontology annotation, biological process: protein histidyl modification to diphthamide. The record is from RefSeq and is a predicted model, not a curated record. The transcript is spliced from 2 exons. The coding region runs from base 104 to 355 and encodes 83 amino acids. Gene Ontology annotation, molecular function: metal ion binding. Lineage: Eukaryota; Fungi; Ascomycota; Eurotiomycetes; Eurotiales; Aspergillaceae.
CAUUGAGUCAACCAUUUUCCACUCACUCUCUCCAAGGAAACCAGAUACCAACACUUAAUCCCUCUUAUCAACCGAUACCCAACAAACAUCCAACCCACCCACCAUGGCCGACGACUCCCUCUCCAUCUACGACGAGAUCGAAAUUGAAGACAUGACCUUCGAUCCCGCCCUCCAAAUCUAUACAUUCCCCUGCCCAUGCGGCGACCGCUUUGAAAUUGCGAUCGAUGAUCUACGUGACGGCGAGGAAAUCGCUGUCUGCCCGAGCUGUAGUCUUAUGAUUAGGGUUAUUUUUGACUUGACCGAUCUACCCAAGGCGGAUAAUGCGGCGAAUGCGACUGUCGCUGUUCAGGCUUGAAAGGAAAUGCGACUGUGGAGAUUUUUAUUUGAAGGUGCCUCGCCUCGGCCUUGGUUUGAGGGUAGCUGCCUAUACCCACUACCGGGUUUUAAGGAAGACUUGGCUUGCGCUAUGUUCGGCUCUGGCGCUGGGAACUGCCCGUUGAUGUCGAUUUAAAGGCGACUCGACCUCCUGCCUUGGGGUUCAGAUAUCCUCUGUGGGUAUCUGCACAAGGCUAACGACCACGCCAUAUCCAGCCCCAUGCGCCGUGCUCAAGGUUGUGGCUCGAGUGUGAUUGACUUGACAGCCUGGAAGUUUUUCGCACCGAAUGUUGCAGGAAUCCUUGGCUGUCAAACAACACCCCUUGAGUCUCAACUUGAGUCUCAAGCAUGAAUUGCACACAAACCUGGCAAUGACAUGGUGUUAGGAUUUCCAAGUAUCACACGCGGAGACUGUCAUCCAUCCGGAGUUCAUGGGAUACUCUCCGCAAGAAAAGUGAGACACAAGGGAGUUUGGUUAUAAGUUAUUUGGAAGGUCCAGGUCUGUUCAGGAGCUCCCCUCUUCCACAUCUUUUUUUCUCGUGAUGCAACAGUUUGAAAAUGCUCGAUACUUGGACAAAUUUGUGAUACCUAAUUAAAUACAUUGC